UUUGUAGACCAGGCUGACCUUGAACUCAGAGAUGCCUAAUUAACUUUUAAAACACCCGUCUGCCAUGCUUGUUUGCUUUUGAUCAAACUAGAGAUUACUGUCUGUUACAGUAAUAGCCUCCAGAAACUUAUAGAGGCUUCCCCUAUUGAUCCUGUAGGAGACAUGAUGCAUAUUCAGGAUGGUGUUGUCCCUUUUAUGCAGAACGAGGGAUCUUUUACAUCCUAAGUAAGGCUCCAUGGCACCGCAGAGGGGAGACAGGGUCACUAGUAAACUUUACUACAGCAUUUAUCGCAGCUGUCCAUCAAGCACAAUCAAAAUACAGAGGGUACCAUCGUACUCUCUCGACCCCUAGGUAUAGACACAGAAGUGGUCCAACAUUCCUCAGAGGUUCUCAUCUCCCUAACAUCCUCCUUGGACAACACCGAUCCUACCUCUCCGUCCUCAUGGUCACUCCAUCUCGUUUCAAGCCCUAACCUCUAUACAUCACUUACUAUAACAUUGCCUGGCCACUUUGAAGAAUGCUGGUAGAGAGUCCCUCCCGGGUCCUAGCCUCACCCAUUGGACUAUAAGGCUCUCUCUCACCUCGCUGCGCAUUAACUGCUCUGAGCUGGAGGGCUGUGGCACCUGCGCUUCAAGCAUUCUGUAACCCUGAGCAAAUCCAUAAUCUCUUUCGAAUCCGUUCUUCUCUGGCUGGUUUCUCCCCUUCUAUCCUCCUUCCUAGCGGAGUCCUCUGCAGCCCCUGGGCUUGGCUGACACAACUGAUCAGACCUGUCAGAUGGUCCUUCCUAGGACCCUGGGGUAGAGAAGAGCGGCCUUUCCUGGAGCUGAAGAAGGAAGCAUGACCACUCAAUUGGACUGAGGAAGGGACAGAGCCUCCGCCUCCAGGAGAUUCAGAAGGCCCAGGCCGGAUUCAGAGCCCUUGGUUCUCUUCUUGACUGUUUGGAAGAUUUCCUCCAAAAUUGUAUCUCACAGCCCCGCAUACAUGCCGUCAUGUGUUCCGGGACCUGCGAUCCCUGCCUACGAGCUGGACCCUCUGCGCUCUAGGCCAGGAUUUAGAAAACCAGAGAAGGCUCUGGCACGGUUCAGCCAGUCAAACCUUACAGGCAGUGCACAGUUGAGGACGGUGGGCAGGGCUCGGCGGUGGGUCUCCAGGCUGUGGGAGGGGCGUGGGUGGGUAGGACCCAGGCGACUUUCGGGGGUAAGGUAUCCGCCCUCUUCGGUAUCUACUUUGCUCCGCCCCAGAGACCAGGAGACCCGCUGGGCGUGCUCUCCUAGGCUCCACCUAUGUAGGCCCGCAGCUGCGCUCCGGGGAGUCGCCCAGUUCCUGUUUUCCGUCCUAUCGCUUGAUCAGCCCAAAGGGAAUGAUUCUGUAUUCCCAAGAACCAUCUCGUUGCGACCCUGGCGCCACCCGGGCCCUGCACCGCACUCCACCGCAGCCGCUGAGGAGGAGGAAGAGGUCCUGGAGCCAGCACUAGUGGGGCAAAGUUCAGGCGUUUCCGAGACCUCAAGAGAGGCAGGCUCAGCCUGACAGACCUGGGAGGAAAGUGCCUGAUUGGCCAAGGUCCUUGGGGGUCUCCGAAGGUGCCCAGCCUCUGAUCAGCACCCAGUGAUGACCCGCCGAAGACUGGGCCUGGGCCUGGCAUUCUGCCUGUUCGCUAGCAUCAGUCUCUGGGUCCUGUGUGGAUAUGUCAAGGACUGGCUGCUGGUCUCCUACGUGCCCUAUUACCUUCCCUGCCCAGAGUUCAACAUGAAGGUGCAGUUCAGGCGAGAGAAGUUGCCCCAGCCCAUGGCACAGUUACAGUACCCUCAGCCUAAGCUGUUAGAACGCAGGCCCACAGAGCUGCUGACGCUUACCCCCUGGUUGGCACCCAUCAUCUCCGAGGGAACCUUCGACCCGGAGUUUCUGAAGAAUAUGUACCAACCACUGAACCUGACCAUCGGAGUCACCGUGUUUGCCGUGGGGAAGUACACCUACUUCAUUCGAUCCUUCCUGGAGUCAGCUGAAGAGUUCUUUAUGCGUGGGUACCAAGUACACUAUUACCUCUUCACCCAUGAUCCUGCAGCUGUUCCCAGAGUCCCACUGGGCCCCGGUCGGCUCCUCAGCAUCAUCCCCAUCCAGGGUCACUCCCAGUGGGAGGAGAUCUCCAUGCGCCGAAUGGAGACCAUCAGCAAACACAUCGCCGAGAGAGCCCACCAAGAGGUGGAUUACCUCUUCUGUCUUGAUGUGGAUAUGGUCUUCCAUAACCAAUGGGGCCCUGAGACCUUGGGAGAUCUAGUGGCUGCCAUUCACCCAGGCUAUUUUGCUGUACCUCGCCAGCAAUUCCCUUAUGAGCGCAGGCAAGCGUCCUCUGCCUUUGUGGCAGACAGUGAAGGGGACUUCUAUUAUGGUGGGGCAGUCUUUGGGGGGCGAGUGGCCAGGGUGUAUGAGUUUACCAGGGGCUGCCACAUGGCCAUUCUGGCGGACAAAGCCAACGGCAUCAUGGCGGCCUGGCAGGAGGAGAGCCACCUGAACCGCCGCUUCAUCUGGCACAAACCAUCUACGGUGCUGUCCCCAGAGUACCUCUGGGAUGACAGGAAGCCUCAGCCCCCAACUCUCAAGAUGAUCCGAUUCUCCACAGUGGACAAGAAUACCAACUGGCUGAGGAGCUGACAGCGGAGCUUAAGACCCACCCACAGCCCUGUCAAAUCCCACCCACCCCAUGCCAAGCACAGUCUACCAGGGGAGUCUAACCAGAAAAAAAGGAGUAGAGACGGUGUAACCUAUGAGGGGCUGUGUACCCAUUGUCAUAUAGUGAUCUAGCUAUAUGUUUGGACAAGAGGGAGGCCAGAGCUUCAAAAACCACAAGGCCUGGCAGGUCACCCACCCCCAAGGCAGGCCCUGGAGUCCAGCCCUGCUCAAAGUGCCUGGAGGCCCGCUGCUGCCCUAACUUGUUAAAUGCUGCUUUUUAGAUUUGUUUUAAUCUGCAGUGUUAGGGAUCAAACCUGGGGCCCUGCACAUUGAAGGGAAGUUCUGCCCCUGAGCUAUGCUCAGCCCUGCCUACUGCCUUGAAGCUGCACUUUAAUGACCUUAUCCCAAGUACCAUGCUGUUCCCCCAGCCAUGUGCACUAGUUAGUUCUUCAUUCAGGGUUCCGGAGCUAGCUUGGAAGAUGGCCAGGCUUAGAUUCCCUCUGGUCACCUGCAUCCCAUGGCAAGCCACACUCUCAGGGACUAGAUCAUUGCUUGUUACACAGUUUGAGGUAGCUUUCAAUAAACGGUGGUGUAUACUAUA
Psammomys obesus (fat sand rat) is the source of this 3269-nucleotide messenger RNA. It is a transcript of the gene Gbgt1, whose product is annotated as globoside alpha-1,3-N-acetylgalactosaminyltransferase 1 (FORS blood group). Bases 1610 to 2650 code for a protein of 346 amino acids. The record is from RefSeq and is a predicted model, not a curated record. Gene Ontology annotation, molecular function: globoside alpha-N-acetylgalactosaminyltransferase activity. Lineage: Eukaryota; Metazoa; Chordata; Mammalia; Rodentia; Muridae. The transcript has 7 exons. Gene Ontology annotation, cellular component: Golgi apparatus; membrane; vesicle. Gene Ontology annotation, biological process: carbohydrate metabolic process.